This is a messenger RNA of Drechmeria coniospora, 2199 nucleotides long. RefSeq lists its product as uncharacterized. The transcript is spliced from 2 exons. Bases 1 to 2199 code for a protein of 732 amino acids. NCBI's taxonomy places the organism in Eukaryota, Fungi, Ascomycota, Sordariomycetes, Hypocreales, Ophiocordycipitaceae. The record is from RefSeq and is a predicted model, not a curated record.
AUGGCCAAGUCCAGGGGCAGGAAGUCGGCCGCGGCUUCUCACGAGCUCGCAAUCGAAACCGAAGACAAGGGCCAGUCUCCGUCGCCCUCGCCCUCACCGUUGUCGCCACCCCCGUCCGCUGUCCAGCAGGGCCAAUCCGUCCAGGCCGGCACGAAAGGAUCCAAAGCAAGGAAAAAUGCAUCCUCGUCGUCGCUGUCGCCGUCGGCCUCGUCCUUGAUUAUCUGCCGCAACAAGCACUGGCGACACAUUUCCUCCUUUCACGGCCAUUGGCUUCAGAUGCCUGUCGAAACCCUCGAGACCAUCGCCAACAUCAACUACAAUACCCCUCGGCCUCGGCCCAUCGACCCAGCCGUCCUCUUCGAUGUCAUCAAGAUCCGGAGGAACGUCGACGAAGCUUCUGACUUGGCCGUUAGGGCCGCCAGCGACAUGAUUUCCCCAAUCCUAUCCAGCGUCGGCGGGAUCGGAGCUGGCUCCAUGAGCUCUUUCGGUCUCGGUCCCGCCGGCCACGGUGCCAAGCUGAGCCGCGAGAGAAGAUUUCGCAUGCGAGAGCUGGCGAGCCAGAAGCUUGCCCGAGCCUAUCGCCUCGACGAGAUAGCUUCCAGCGUCGCCACCAUGCAGGGGGCCUCCACCCUUGAGGAGAUUGGUGGUCUGGUCCUCCAGCGCAACCCCAACGACCUCGACGCCAAGUACGUCCACUUUUUCCACGAAAAGAUACCUUCGCGCCAGCUGGCCGAGUCGACGGAUCUCAAGGACCUCGAAGGCAUCCUUUCCCAGAAGAGGCAGCCGGAAGUGCUGCGCACCUCGGCCUCGGUCAAGAUCUUCAAGGACGACCUCGAUGGCGCUCUCCAGGACCUCACGGCUGCCAUGAACUUGUCGAGAUACAAUAGCCAGCUGCACCAGACAUCCACCGACCCCCUGCCAGAAGCCCGGCAGCUUCAAGCCGGCAAGAGACGGCCGGUCGAUGUCAUUCUUGCCGAAGAUGAGCAGCCGAGCGGCCUCGACUCGCAGCUCCUGCUUCAACGCGCCUGCGUUUACCUUGCCAUGGCAUGCGACCACGUGCCCGGCGGCUUGUCCAACUCCUCGACGGCUCGGGAGCACCCUGAGCCCGAAGGAGCUGCUGCCGCCGCCGCCGAGCAAGCUGAUGCUGACUCGGAUAAUACGGAGGAGAAUUCGAAAGAUCAGGCCGAGGUCCGCAGGAUUGUCAAAUCCAUGGCGAAGCGCGCUCUGCGAGAUCUGAUGGCCUUCCUCUCCGCCUUCGAAUACUCCCCCGACUUGCCCAUUAAGAUCCACAGGGACUUCUACGACCGGGUCGAGCAUGCCAAGCAGGGUACCCGCAACCCACGGAACCCAGAUGCGAACAGCCCGAUCAAGCCACACACGGUUCACCCCAUAUCCGUCCUCUUUUCUCCUCAGCAGCCACCCGACCUUCCCGAGUUUCCCUACAAGACCGUCGAGAAAAACGGCGUCAAGGCUGGGCUCCACGACAACACUUGCGAAUGGGUCACAUAUCAUCCACUUCUGACCGAGGCCCUCCACUGCCUCUUGCUGUGUCAUUGCCUUGCCCAGACAUCACCAAAGGAGCUUCAGCGCCAUGCCUACAUGGUCGCUCGCCUCGUUCGACUGUGCGACGGCCAUCCUGUAUUUCAAGCGAGCAGAUCCCCGGCGCGUUCCGAUUGGGUCGAAGUGCUCCGCAGAACAGACCAGUGGCUGGAUCUUUGCGCUGGCUGGGACAGUCUCUGUUUCCCGGCACCCCUUCCGAUUCUCGGCGGUGCCCCGAGGAUGCCCUUAAGCGCUCACAAGCAGGUCGGGGCCUCCGCCGCCGCCGACUCGGUCGUUGCCAGCCAGAUCCAGUCGGAGGGCAACAAGGAGAUGGGAACCAUGGGCAAGGCUAUCCUCGGCGCCGCCUGCGUCGCCUCCAAAGGCCUCACCCGCGAGGUCAUUCCCCUCGGCACCUUCUCGGGCGUCAAAGUCCCUUCCAGCGCCAUCCCUCUUGACAAGGACUCGCCCUUGUUCCGCGACGGCGACGACAGCAAGGACGGUUCGCUCGCUUCCGAUCGCUCCCUGUGCAUUUCGCAGUGGGUGAAGGAGGCCCCGACGGUGACGGCCACGAAACCAAAGCGCAAGAAGCGCGUCAGGCGAGACAACGGGCUCGGCGAAAUGGAUAAGGCUGCCGAGGAUCUUGGCAAACUAGAGCUUUGA